AUGGGGCAUUUGUCAUUUCAAGCGGCGCAUGGGAUCGUGUGGCCCACUUACGUCGUUUUGCUCAUUACUGCUUCGAUAGUAGCAUACUGGAAGCGAGACUCGAAGACUUUUUUGUCGGCGAACGGGACUCAGAAAGGUGUUCCAUUGGCGUUUAACUUCGUCGCGUCGGCAUUGGGAUGCGGUGUGUUAAGUGCGUACCCGCAAAUCGCUAACAUCGACGGGCUCCAGGGCCUGCUCGUCUACGCAUUGGCGGGUGGACUUCCCAUGUUUCUGUUUGCGUUUUUUGGCCCACAGCUCAAGAAACGUGCUCCUGAGGGCUUUGUUCUGACCGAGUGGGUUUUCCAGCGGUAUGGCAAAGUGUGCGGGCUUUAUUUGAGUGCGUGCACGAUUUUGACCGUCUACCUGUUCAUGGUGAGCGAGAUCGCGUCGCUCAAAUACGCGAUUGAAACUUUGACCAACAUCAAGGCUCUCCCUGUGGUGAUCGUGGAAUGUAUCGUUACGACCAUUUACACCAGCAUCGGUGGGUUCCACAUCUCGUUCCUCACGGACACUCUUCAGGUGGGUAUCGUGUUUGUGCUUUUGAUCGUGGUCGCAUGCGCAAUGGGCCGCUACGUCGAGAUCGACCGUUCCAAGAUCGGGCCCUCGGGCCUGCUCAAGGGCAACAAGCUCGGCUGGCAACUCGUGUACAUCUUGGUGGUGGCCAUCUUCACCAACGAUUUCUUUAUGAGUGGGUUCUGGCUACGUACGUUCGCGGCCCGUUCCAACAAGGACCUGAUAAUGGGUUGCAGUAUCGCAUUCUUCGUUUUGACCGCCUUUGUCACCGUGGUCGGUGUCACGGGUUUCAUCGCCGUUUGGGCUGGACUUGUCGAGGUCGCUGACCAAGAAAAUUCGGGCGCCUGUUUUUUCAUUCUUUUGGCGCAAUUACCCUCGUGGGUCAUGGGAUUCACACUGGUCUUCGUCGCGGUUUUGUCAACGUGUACUUUGGACUCUCUGCAAAGUGCCCUCGUUUCUACGAUCUCGAACGACGUCUUCCGCAACAAACUACCCAUCAUCUACGUGCGUAGUAUUGUCGUGGCCAUUAUGGUACCUGUUGUGGUCGUCGGUCUGAUCGCUGAGGACGUUUUGACCAUUUACCUGAUCGUUGACCUUUUGUCCAGUACCGUGGUGCCGAUUUUGAUGCUGGGUCUUUCGUCCAAAUUUUUUUUCCUCACCGCCUGGGAAGUCAUCGGCGGCGGUCUUGGCGGUAUCCUAGCCGUGUGGAUUUUUGGUACCGUAUACUACAACUCUCCAAAAGAGGGUGGAAGACUGCUGUUGAUUUGGAAUGGCCUCUACGUUAACGACUGGUCGACUUUCGGAGCUUUCGUUGUUGCACCUUUUGGCGGUGUUCUAGCCGGUUUCCUCGUGCUUGCAGCUCGUUCUGCGAUCCGCUACGUGUACUGCAAACACAAGGGCAUCGAAUUCGAUGUUUUCACCAAAAAGCCCACACUCCCUGCCGAAGGUUCUCAUCUUCUCGAGGUGGACUCCUCCAAAAAGGGUCAAUACACAAGCGAAUCUCUCGAGGUGAACGACUCCGCAUAA
Lachancea mirantina is the source of this 1578-nucleotide messenger RNA. Lineage: Eukaryota; Fungi; Ascomycota; Saccharomycetes; Saccharomycetales; Saccharomycetaceae. The record is from the annotation of a GenBank genome assembly.